AAUAAUUAUGAGAUUAAAAAAGGGUUUUUCCUUUUCCUUUUGUGAAAUAUGAAAGGUCACGGCUCACAAUAGGUAUUUCUUGUCCUCCCUCUCCCUCCGUUUAUUUGUCUGAUUAACAGAGAAGAACAGAGGAGAAAAGAAGGAGCUUUCUUUAGCUGCCCUUUACCAGAUGGCUAGAUGGGAUCAGAUUCUGUCCCUCCCUGUACAAAAUCCGCCGACCUUGGAGUUCUCGGCUGCUGAUCUUGUAUGGUCAAAGGUGGAAGGUUGGCGUGACAAUAUAGAUAGAGUUGCUUUAAUCCCCUUUGCUAGAGUGGAUGACUUUGUUAGAGGUGAAUCUGCAAACAAAGACUGUCCAACAAGAUUUCAUGUUGAAGCAAGAAGGCGGAGGCCUCCAAAGGCACCUUACAAGCCAAAGGUUGACGGUAUUCUUGAAUAUAUUCUGUAUUGGUGUUCAUUUGGUCCUGAUGACCAUAGGAAAGGGGGCAUUGUACGACCCAGCAGGAAUACAUAUAUCCCUAAGAAGACAAAUGCUGGUCGACCUAAUACAAAAAGAGGAUGCACCUGUCACUUUAUUGUGAAACGCUUAAUUGCUGAGCCGACGGUAGCACUCAUAAUAUAUAACCAGGAUAAGCAUGUGGAUAAGAAAGGGUUGCCAUGCCAUGGGCCACAGGACAAAAAGGCUGCUGGAACACGUGCUAUGUUUGCACCGUACAUCUCAGAGGAUCUCCGCCUCCGUGUGCUCUCUUUACUGUAUGUGGGUGUCUCUGUGGAGACCAUAAUGCAGCGGCACAAUGAGUCUGUAGAGAAACAGGGUGGUCCAUACAACCGUGAUGACCUUUUAACCCACAGGUAUGUUCGAAGACAGGAGAGGAGCAUUAGACGUUCUACAUAUGAGUUGGAUGCAGAUGAUGCAGUCAGUGUAAACAUGUGGGUUGAAAGCCAUCAGAAUCAUGUAUUUUUUUAUGAAGAUUUCACUGAUUCAGACCCUUUUACCUUGGGCAUUCAAACAGAGUGGCAGCUGCAACAAAUGAUUCGAUUUGGAAAUCGCAGCCUCAUUGCCUCUGAUUCAAGGUUUGGGACAAAUAAACUGAAGUAUCCUGUUCACAGUCUCAUUGUCUUCAAUUCAGACAAGAAAGCUAUCCCGGUAGCUUGGAUUAUAACACCAAGAUUUGCUAGUGUGGAUGCUCAUAGAUGGAUGAGGGCUCUAUACAACAGAGUUCGCACAAAAGAUCCUAGUUGGAAGUUGGCUGGGUUUAUUGUGGAUGAUCCUUCAGUUGAUGUCCUUACAAUCAGGGAUGUUUUUGAGUGCUCUGUAUUGAUAUCCUUUUGGCGGGUCCGCCAUGCAUGGCAUAAAAACUUAUUGAAGAGAUGUUCAGAGACAGAGAUGCAUGUUGAGAUAUCAAGACGACUUGGAAUGGCAGUUGAUGACAUUUGCAGAGGAUGUGGAAAUGUUGAUUUGUUUGAGAAAUUCAUGGAAGAUUUUGUUGAUUGCUUGAAUUUUAUGGAUUAUUUCAAAGCAAUCUGGUACCCUAGAAUAGGGGCUUGGAUCUCUGCACUUGGAACUCUCCCACUUGCUAGCCUGGAGACUUGUGCAGCGAUGGAAUUUCACCACAAUCAACUGAAGCACCGGUUGUUAAAUGAGAAGGAUCCUUCUGUCUACCAACGCACUGAUUGGCUGGUUAAUAAGUUGGGUACGAAAGUGCAUUCGUACUUUUGGCUGGAUGAAUACUCAGGGAAAGAUGAUUUUGCACGAUACUGGAAGGAUGAGUGGAUGAGUGGUUUAACAUCUUGGCGUAAGGCAUUGAAGAUUCCAGAUUCUGAUGUUGCCAUUGAAGGGAGAUGUGCAAAAGUGACUGACCAGCUUGAUCGAGAUAGAGCUUAUGUUGUUUGGAACCCUGGCUCACAGUAUGGGAUUUGUGAUUGUACUUGGGCAGAAAUGGGCUAUCUGUGUGAGCAUGUGUUCAAGGUAAUAAAGGUCUUUCGUGAGAAAGGGUCUAUUUUGCCAUCUGUCAGCCUAUUUCAGUACAACAAGGCUUUGAUUGACAUGCUACAUUGCCCACCCCAUGAUUCCUUGAUCCGUGAUCAAGCUGUUUCUUUAGCAAUCUAUGUACAGAAACAGUUAAAUUCCCUAGUUGAUCCUAUUCAGAAACAAACCAGAGAUGCUAGUCAGGAUGCAAGUGCAAUGGUGAUUUCUGCAAAACAAAAUAGAGGAUUAGUUGAUGAUAGCCCUUGUGUAAAUGGGAUCAUGUCAUCUAAUCAUGAAAAUGGUUAUGCAGAUUGCUCUGAGGCUCCUGCUAGUAUUGCAAGUGAUUUGGGUAGUGAAUCAGUUGAUGGGUUAGUUGGUACAAAUAGCAUUUGUGGUGAGGCUGCUGGAGAAGGAAUAUCUGGUUCUGAGAUGGAUGUUGACCCACCCUCCUGUAUUUCUCCACCUGAAUUACCAUCUUUAAAUGAGGUUGUAGCUGGUAAUGUCUUUUCAGAGCAGGGAGAUUGUGAAGAAGAUAUCUUUAACAAAAAUUGCCAUGAAAGUGUGAUGGCUGCAGAGCCACAACCAGAUGAGAUUCCUCAAACAAGACAGCUUUUGAAGCCAUGCACAGCAACUCAUCAGGAUGGUUUUGGUGGCAAGAGUAGUGAACCUUUAGUGUCCACUGCUGAGAAAGCUCCCAAGUUCAGCUCCUUAGUCGAGGAAGCAUCAUACUCCAAGAGUCAAUCUUGCUCAUCAUCCUACAUUGACAACUCUGAGACAACCAAACUGGAGCAACUUCCAGAUCUUGUGAAUCCUAAGUUGUAUAAUAUUGAUGCAAACGGUGCGCAGCUUGAGCUUAUGUCGAGAGGGAAGAACCCAUAUGCUGAGGCCCAACCACAAUUUUUCUUCCCUCAGAUCCCACAGCCCCAACCAUACCUCACAUUAUCUCUGGAAAGCCAAGACCUUUUGGCUAAAUUUGAGGACCCUUACUUUUCACAAGUGUUUGCACCGAUGGAUGUUCCUGAACUAGGGAGUGGACAUGUUGGGCAGCCAUUUCUUGAACCAGUGAGAAGUAGCGGAUUUGGUGCAAGGGAAGAAACUGACAACCCCGUCACUCCAGAUACCUUCUUUGAUGACUUCCCUGCUGACAUGUUUGAUCAUAUGGAGCCUCUUCCAAGCCCAUCAGAGUAA
Molecule: messenger RNA, 3154 nt
Organism: Theobroma umbraticum
Lineage: Eukaryota; Viridiplantae; Streptophyta; Magnoliopsida; Malvales; Malvaceae
Product: zinc ion binding protein
Molecular function (GO): zinc ion binding
Source: RefSeq, a predicted model, not a curated record